Drosophila innubila is the source of this 911-nucleotide messenger RNA. RefSeq names its product acylpyruvase FAHD1, mitochondrial. The transcript has 4 exons. The coding region runs from base 137 to 829 and encodes 230 amino acids. The record is from RefSeq and is a predicted model, not a curated record. Lineage: Eukaryota; Metazoa; Arthropoda; Insecta; Diptera; Drosophilidae. Gene Ontology annotation, molecular function: acetylpyruvate hydrolase activity. Gene Ontology annotation, cellular component: mitochondrion.
AUAGCAAGUUGGCAGCACUUUUUUUAACAGCCGAUCAGUUUUUUUUAUUCUGUUAUUUAAUUUCUAUUGAUAAGGUUUGGGCAGGGGGGCACGGCACCAGAUAACCUUCGUGCUCAAUAAACUCAAAGUUGACGCAAUGGUGCGCCUAUUUUCAACUUUACUUAUGGCCUGCCAACGCAACCAGGAUGCGGCCAAUUUCGUACACAAUGGCAAGAAGAUUGUUGGAGUAGCGUUGAAUUACAUGUGCGCUGUCAAAGCCAGGAAAGUCCCUGUACCGACAGUUCCACUCGUCUUCCUAAAGCCCACAACUUCAUAUAUACGCGAAGGUUGUCCAAUUGUCAUACCCAAAGUUUUUACCAAGGUUGCCUAUGAAGUUGAGCUGGGCGUUGUCAUCGGAUCGCGCUGCAAGAACGUAUCCAAAGAGCACGCCAUGGAAUACGUUGCCGGCUAUUGUUUGGCUCUCGACUUGACCGCCCAAUGUAAUUUGACUGCAGCACGUGCCACCGGUGGCCCCUGGACAUUGGGCAAAGGAUUUGACACUGCCACGCCAGUUUCGUCUUUUAUACCCUUUGAUGCCAUCGACAAUCCUCAUGCUCUGCCAUUGUGGCUUAAAGUUAAUGGCGAGCUGAAACAAAGCGGAUGCACAGCAGAUUUGGUGUUCAAAGUACCUGACAUUAUUUCCUAUGUGUCAAAGCAUAUGACAUUGGAGGAAAAUGACUUGAUACUUACUGGAACCCCACAUGGAUCAGACGUAUUCAAAUCUGGCGAUGUGAUCGAGUGCGGACUGGCAGACUUGUCCACCAUAAAGUUCAAUGUGUGUGACGAAUAAAUUCGGCAUUAGGACUGACAAAUAAAUUGUUUGUUAUUAAAUCUAUAGCAGUUAAAUGCACCAUUAAAUUUGCUGAUCUCUA